GACCGACUUCUCCUUUUGUCCAUUGUUCCUAUUCGCUUUAUAAAUUCGGCAACAUUAUAAUUAGGACUGUCAUUUUGCUGAAAUCUUCGAGCCAACCAUUUGACAGAUACAAAAUAAGAGCUUCAAGCAUCGUUGUCGCUUGGAAUUGAGUUUGUUUUAGAAUUUUUUUUCUGCUUGUGAAAAAUGUCUUUCUCACUGAAAAUGAAAAAUCUCAUACUUAUGAUUGCAUUCAUCACUUUUGCAUCUGGUCAUUACACGAUAAAUUCUACCUCAGUUUGCAGUGACCCCAUGUGUACGAAGGACGACAUACUUCCUUCUUCGGCCUCUUAUCAUACCAAAGGAUGUUACUGUGAUGAUCUUUGUGAAAUAUACGGCGACUGUUGUCAGAAUUAUAAUUUUACCAAACCAGAUAAUGUUGCAAAAUAUGGACAAGUUGAGUGUGUGCUUACAGAUAAGCAUUUCGUCAUGAUGGUAGCGUCAUGCAGCAGAGAUUUCAUUGAUAAUACUGACAUUAAACAGAACUGUCUGAUUGAUCCUGGCCAUCCGAUCUGGUCUGUACCGGUGAAUGGAAACGAUAGCAAAGUAGUUUACAAGAAUAUGUUCUGCGCAUUAUGCAACGGAGAGAAAAAUUAUACUUUCUGGAAUAUCAGUUACAGAUGUAAGGGUCACGUGGAUGUAAAUGAUUCCCUUAUUAUUACCGAAAAGCAAAUUAAAGAAGCGAAUUGUCAAUUACAAAAAUCAAACCCAUCUCAACAUAGAGAACAUCGCUGUGAAAAAAAUCUCGUGACAAGUUGUCUGAAUCAAUCUGUUGCAAAUUCUACUUUGACGAAAUGUGAAAGAGGGCCGUACGGUGUAAUUAGAAGCAACCUACAUAAGUCAUAUAAAAAUAUUCACUGCUUCAACUGUAGCAGAGCACAGAACGAAAAAAUCGUUUGUCAAACAAUAUCAAAAAUACCGACAUAUUUUCCUAGAAUUAUAGGGGGAAAAGGUUUCCCCCGUGCAAGUUACUUUAUUCUUCUUGAUUUCAACAGAGAUCGAAUGAGUAUCAAUGGACGUGUAGUUCAUCUCGCUUCUUGCAACAAUGGUUAUGUGUAUAAUCAUUUGGAAGGAAAAUGUUCUUUAGUGAUUCAUUCAACAGAAAACGGAAUGCUCCAGUUGAAUUGUUCUAUGAUAAAACUGAAACAAUUCGAAUUUACAAUUUUAGAAAAUAAUACCUUAUUCCAUAACAAAUCAAAAACAUUGCACGGGGAAGAGUUCUACACCUUAAACAGCAGUGAAGCUUUUAUCUGCAGUCAUAGGUUUCAACUUGUAACUGUACCCAGGAAGGAUUCGUCGAAAGAUUUGGAAUAUGAAAUUCUGUUAACAAUCACUGGAACCUCAAUAUCCCUGAUCGCUCUCUUCAUUUUCUUUAUAAUAUUUUGGAAAUUUCAGACCAUUUGGAACUUGUAUACUUGGAUAAACAUAUCUUAUGCAUUUUCUCUGUUUAUGGCCCAAAUCAUGUUUCUUUUAGCAGAAUUCAUUGGACAUGACUCUUCCUAUUGCCGUUCUCUGGCCAUUACCAUACAUUAUUUCUUUCUGGUUUCUUUCUUCUGGAUGAAUAUUAUCAGCUUCUGUGGGUACUUAUUAGUCUGUAAAAGUACAGCUUACACAAUGAUGAAUCGCGAAAGGAAAAAGUCUUUUCUGAUAUUCUCUCUAUAUGCUUGGUUAACGCCUUCACUGUUCAUAUUAGCAGCUGGAAUGAUAGAUAUAUUCCAACCGACAUCGGACUUUGCUCCGCAAUAUGGUAAAAUAUAUUGUUGGAUGAACACGAAACAUAGCAUUCUUCUGUUUUUUGCUCUGCCGCUACUUAUCAUCAUCAUACUCAAUAUGACAGCUUACUAUUUCACUAUUAAAACGAUAAAAAAAGUUCGCAAAAUGACUCGACAAAAAGAAGACCACAAGCAAAUCCAAACUCUCAUUGUCAGCGUAAAACUUUGUGUUCUGACGGGAAUAACCUGGGUAAUUGGCUUCUUAGCCGCCAUUACCGGCCUUUCUGUUCUUAGAAUUUUAUUUAUUAUUCUCAACUCUACAUUUGGAUUGUGGGUUACUAUUUGCUUCCUUCGCACACGAGCAAUAAUUGGAGGUUUCAAACAAUCCUUCAAAUCAUUUCGUGAAUCUUUUCGUUAUUCGUAAGUCAUACACUUUCAUUUACAAAUCCACCUUUCUCCGUCUCCAUACACACAUAUAUACACACAGAUUCGUAAACAGCUUAACUCUAUUUUCUGAAAAUAUUCGGCUGAUGGAAGACUUGUGUGGGAAAUAUAUUGAGUGCAUUUCUGAAGGUAGAAAUUCAUUACACGAUUUGAUAAUCUCUUCGAUUAGCAUCCAGCAGAUACCAGAGUACUCUGGUCCUGUAACUGAGAGUUAAUGGUAUAGUAUAUACCUCCAUAUAUACAUAUACAUACAUACAUAUAUAUAUAUGUAUAU
This is a messenger RNA of Octopus sinensis (East Asian common octopus), 2466 nucleotides long. RefSeq lists its product as uncharacterized. NCBI's taxonomy places the organism in Eukaryota, Metazoa, Mollusca, Cephalopoda, Octopoda, Octopodidae. Gene Ontology annotation, cellular component: membrane. The coding region runs from base 184 to 2172 and encodes 662 amino acids. Gene Ontology annotation, molecular function: G protein-coupled receptor activity. The record is from RefSeq and is a predicted model, not a curated record. The transcript has a single exon. Gene Ontology annotation, biological process: cell surface receptor signaling pathway; G protein-coupled receptor signaling pathway.